Messenger RNA from Brenthis ino (lesser marbled fritillary), 1158 nucleotides. Lineage: Eukaryota; Metazoa; Arthropoda; Insecta; Lepidoptera; Nymphalidae. The record is from the annotation of a GenBank genome assembly.
AUGGUGUUCCUGGGUAGAACACUGCAUGCAGUAAGUAAUAUAAAACGCCCUCGUAAAUAUCUACUCAGUAAAUUUAUUGAUACUGUAAGACUUCAUGUAAAAGGUGGUACGGGAGGUACUGGACUUCCAAAUUAUGGCGGUCUUGGUGGGCAAGGAGGAUGCGUAUAUUGUGUUGGAAAAGAAAAGGCAGGUCUAAGGUCCAUUAUGAAUAAAUAUCGUGCUAAAACAAUAACAGCUGGACAUGGCGAAGAUAGUCGAAAAACUAAAAUAGUUGGUAAUCCAGGUCAAGACAUAAAACUUGAAGUUCCUCUUGGCGUAACUAUUUACAGAGAAGAUGGUGAAGUUUUAGGAUCUGUUGAUAAAGAAGAUCAGGUACUGAUUGUUGCCCGUGGAGGCCCAGGAGGCAAUAAACAAAACAAUUUUCUUGGACAUUAUGGUCAGGUUCACCAUAUACGAUUAGAUUUAAAACUUAUUGCAGAUAUUGGUCUAGUGGGUUUCCCUAAUGCAGGAAAAAGCUCGUUAUUAAAGGCUGUAUCCAGAGCAAAACCAAGAAUUGCAAGUUAUCCAUUUACUACCAUUAAACCAAACAAAGGAACAAUUGAAUAUGAUGAUCUAAGGCAAAUAACUAUUGCCGAUUUACCUGGACUUAUUGAGGGAGCACAUAUGAAUAUUGGCUUAGGUCAUAAAUUUCUGAAGCAUGUAGAAAGAACAAAAUUACUCCUUUUUAUAGCUGAUGUCCAGGGUUUUAGGCUUAGCCCAAAAUAUCCAAUGAGAACAUGUUUAGAAACAAUCAUGUUGCUUAAUAAAGAAUUAGAGCUUUAUGAUGCUGAGUUACUAGAUAAACCUGCUAUAUUAGCUAUAAAUAAAAUAGAUAUAGAAGGCACACAAGAAACAUUUGAAGAAAUAAAAAAAUCACUCGCUAACAUUAAAGAAGUAAUCAAAACAAUACCUGAAGAAAUAAGACCAGAUAGGAUUAUUGAAUUUCAAGAUAUUUUUGGUAUAUCUGCUCUGACAGGAAAUAGCAUAGAUAAAUUAAAGCUUGCAUUAAGAGAAAGAUUAGAUGAAUUUGCAGAAGAAAAUAACCCAGACAUCACAGAUCCGAGUGAACUUUUAAGAAAAAAUAGAGCCAUUAUUAGGGAAAAGGGAUCCAAAAUAACU